AUGCCAUGCAAAGCACUGGCCCACACCCACAAGUCGGAGAAAAUUGCAAGUCUAGAGACCUCCAUUUGGUUUCAGGAAGAAAAAAUCACCGGAGCGACUCGCUGGAUGGACCGUAUUGAAGAGUCUGCCCACAUGCGUUGGAAGGAAACACAAGAAGAUUUGCAGUCCAUCCGAAGUGAUCACCAGAGACUGGAAGCCGAGGUGAGGGAAGCCGUCAAGACACUGGAGAACAAGUGGGAGACUACGCCAGCUGCGUUACAAGAGAGUCUCACCCGGGGCUUUGAGAAACUUGCAAGCCACAUCGAAACUGCCGAGCUAACACUCCACGACCUCACCAAAUCAGUCACUACUAUUUCGGAGCUCAACCUGCGGCUCGGUGCUCGCCAAUCAAGUCUGGAAUCACUCAUUAUCCAGUUCCUCGGCAACAAGGAGAAGAAGCACACUGGCAUCAAUACCGAUCGCUCAGUCUCACCCGACUGCAGUCAGAAAAGGCAGCAGGUACAAGUCUCCCCGACCCCGGGUGUCGUUCUGCCAAACCCAGUUUCAACCGAUCACGCGCAAGUCUCUCCAACCCCGGCCGUCUUUCUGCCUCCAGCAUCUGAGAGCCCAGUGGUCCUUCUGUUGGCGCCAAACCCAAUUCCUCCAACCUGGGCAAGUUCGCCCGGUCCUUACAUUGGGAGUAAUAGGAAGUCACCUUGGCUACAGAAACUCGAACCCACACUUCAAACCCCCGCACAGACCGAGUGCGGUUGUUUGAGCCAGACCCGUUCCAACAUGGUCAUGGACCCAGUAAACUGCAUGACCGAAUACUGGACCAUGACCGGCAAAGAAAAGCCAAGUGUCAACUGGAUGGGACCAGGUUGGGCUGAUCCACGCUGCAUGGGAUUCAAAGCUCUUCAGCAGACCCAUGACACAUGA
Messenger RNA from Laccaria bicolor S238N-H82, 918 nucleotides. RefSeq lists its product as uncharacterized. NCBI's taxonomy places the organism in Eukaryota, Fungi, Basidiomycota, Agaricomycetes, Agaricales, Hydnangiaceae. The transcript is spliced from 4 exons. The record is from RefSeq and is a predicted model, not a curated record. Bases 1 to 918 code for a protein of 305 amino acids.